Molecule: messenger RNA, 173 nt
Organism: Paraglomus brasilianum
Lineage: Eukaryota; Fungi; Glomeromycota; Glomeromycetes; Paraglomerales; Paraglomeraceae
Source: the annotation of a GenBank genome assembly
GCAUGCGUUCUUCCAUGUCUGCCGAUCAACCACAUAGCUUUUGUGGAAGGGGAAUUUACGAAUUUGUUCCAGUAACGAGAACAUCUGGAAAGCGACGUAGGAUUUCUCAAGGAAAGAAUGAGGAAGCUGGCCAGUCGAUAAGGAAGCAUCUAAAGAUUCAAUACGUCGAUUAA